AUGUGCCUCUCCUUCCUCUGUUGCUCUUUGCUCUGUGUAACUCUGCCCGUAGUAAAGACUUUGCAUCAAACUCUCUCCCAGCCUCUCUUUGUCCCUCCCUCCUCUGGUUUGGGGGGUGCUGGGAGGGUUGGGGGCGUUUCCCAAGAGGUUUUAGCUGGAAUGGAGGUGUGGCUGGGCAGGCAGCCAAGGGGAAGGGCAGGCAGGCAAAGGGCAGGGCAGGAAGCUGGCAGCCACCCUGUAGCUAGGAAGAGGGAAGCUGUGGUUGAUAACCCCAGUGCAGCCAUCCCACACUGCACCUGUGGGAGCAUGGAGACUGGAACUGUCUUCCCGCAGCUCCCUGGGAGUGAGGCCAAGAGAGCCCCUGAGGGCGAUGGUGGGAACGGAAGUGUGCAUGGUGAUGCUGUGAGGAACCCCUAUGCAGGGCUGGUGAGCCACCUGCGGGCAUCCUGGCUCUCUGGGAAGACGCGGCCCCUGGAAUACCGUGUGGCACAGCUGGAGGCUCUGGGACGCUUCCUGGAUGACAAGAAGCAGCAGAUCCUGGAGGCCACUGCCUCUGACUUGGGCAAGCCACCCUUUGAAGCCGAAUUAUCUGAGAUCCUCCUGUGCAAGAACGAGCUCCAUGAGACCCUGAACAACCUGUCCCACUGGAUGAAGGACGAGAAGGUGGACAGGACCCUGGUGAUGCAGCUGGACUCUGCCUUCAUCCGCAAGGACCCCUACGGGGUGGUGCUCAUCAUAGCACCCUGGAACUACCCCAUCCACCUCUUCCUGGUGCCCCUCAUUGGGGCCAUCGCUGCCGGGAACUGUGUCAUUGUCAAACCCUCUGAGGUGUCCAAGAAGACAGAAAGACUAGUGGCAGAAGCGCUGCCAUAUCUGGACAAGGACUGCUUUGCUGUGGUGACUGGCGGCGUGCCGGAGACCACCAGGCUGCUGGAGAACAAGUUUGACUACAUCUUCUUCACUGGCAGUCCCCCGGUGGGGCGGAUCGUGAUGAAAGCUGCUGCCAAGCACCUGACACCGGUGACGCUGGAGCUGGGGGGCAAGAACCCCUGCUAUGUGUCCGACACCUGUGACGUGACCAACGUGGCGCGGCGCGUGGUCUGGGGCCGCUUCUUCAACGCGGGCCAGACCUGCAUCGCGCCCGACUACCUGCUCUGCACCUUAGAGAUGCAGGAGAAGCUGCUCCCGGCCCUGCAAAAGGCCAUCACUGAUUUCUAUGGCCCCAACCCCCGGGAAUCCCCGGAUUUCGGCCGCAUUGUCAGUGACAGGCAGUUCCAGCGGGUGCAGAGGCUGCUGGGCAGCGGGCGCGUGGCCAUCGGGGGACAGACGGACGAGGCCGAGCGCUACAUCGCUCCCACCGUGCUGGUGGAUGUGCAGCCCUCGGAUCCCAUCAUGCAGGAGGAGAUCUUCGGGCCCAUCCUGCCCAUCGUCAUCAUUGCCAGCGUGGAUGAGGCCAUUGACUUCAUCAACAGCAGGGAGCGGCCCUUGGCUGUCUACGCCUUCUCCUCAGAUGACAAGGUGGUGAACCAGGUCCUGGCGCGGACGAGCAGUGGUGGCUUCUGUGCCAACGACACCCUGAUGCAUGUGACACUGCCCUCACUGCCCUUUGGAGGCAUUGGGCACAGCGGCCUGGGCACGCACCACGGGCGCUUCAGCUUCGACACCUUCUCCCACGCGCGGGGCUGCCUGAGGCGGGCGAUGGGCCGGGAGCCGCUCAACGCGCCGCGCUACCCCCCGUACAGCCGGGAAAACUUCGGGAUCGUCCGCGCCGCCUCCCGGGUGCCGCGCAAGGGCGGCUGCGCCCUGCUCUGAGCGCCGCAGCCCGCCCGCUGAGGCAGCUCCUGCUGCUGGUGCCGGUGCCCGGGCGCAAUGAAAGGUGUUCCUCCACGUCCUGUGUGAUUCCCUUCCACCUCCCUUUUGCACCCCAAAAGUCCCUUGCCCCCCACGUCUCUCUCCAUUCCGGUCCCACGUCCCUCUUUUCUGGCUGUUUGGGGCUUUAUUUCCACUGGUACCACCAGAGCAGUGGGAUCUCCUGUGCCCCCUCCUCCACACCCUGGAGAGGGUCCACCACAACUCCCUGAUCCCAAAUCCUUGAGCUGGGAUGAUCCCGGUUUCCUUUGCCCCAUCAUAUCAGCGUCCUUUGCCCCAAUGUUCCCAGUUUUUCCUGCUCCAUGAUCCCAAGUUUCCUUUGCCCCGUGAUGAUCUCAGAGUCCUUUGCUCCAUGUUCCCGUUCAUCCUGCCCCAUGAUCCCAGCUUCCUUCGCUCCAUGCUGCUCCAUUGUGGGGGCUGGCUGUGCCGGUAAAGGGACACCCGUUCCUGCUGGGAUGUGGGCUGCCCUGCCUGAAUCCCACGGGGAUCCCUCCGAGGGAGCUGAGAUAAAGACAGUUUACCAGGGAAGGGGAAACAUCCCUGAUGCCCGCCUCCAGGGACCGCGCCGGGCUGAGGGCUCGGGGCCAACGCUGAGCCCGCCACAGGCGGAGCCGGGCUUUGCAGUGAAUCCACGUGUCUGGGCCGCUCCAGCUCCGAGACCUUCCGGCACCUGUGGCCGGAGCAGCUCCAGAAACCGGACCGAAAGCUCGGGAGCCCUGGAAGAGCGGGAGGCGCCGCGCCGCCACCGUAAAGACGCGCCUCGUCCACGAGCACGCGCUUCCGCUUCCGCCCGCCCCGCGGACACGCCCCACCAAUCGCCGCGCAGCACGGCCGCGCUCCGACCAAUCAGCGACGCUUCUCUCUCUUUCUUCCCGCCCAUGCCGCCCUUUGCGGGACUCCCACCAAUGAGAAGCGCGUCCGCCGCCGCUCGCCCCGCCCACGACGCGCCGCCGCACGCGCGUGCGCAGUGCCCGCGGGGGCGACCAGGGGU
This is a messenger RNA of Passer domesticus (house sparrow), 2860 nucleotides long. Its product is annotated as aldehyde dehydrogenase family 3 member B1-like. Gene Ontology annotation, cellular component: cytoplasm. Gene Ontology annotation, molecular function: aldehyde dehydrogenase (NAD+) activity; 3-chloroallyl aldehyde dehydrogenase activity. The record is from RefSeq and is a predicted model, not a curated record. Lineage: Eukaryota; Metazoa; Chordata; Aves; Passeriformes; Passeridae. Gene Ontology annotation, biological process: aldehyde metabolic process.